UUUUUCUUCUGCACGCCAAAAGUGAAAAAUUUUGCUCCGCCAUUUUCUCUUCUGAAGCGCUUUUCUUCCUUUGGUGUACAUCGAUCGAUAGAAAAAAAAGUUAUAAAUCUCUUAAUUAUAUUAAAAUUAUUUUGCUACAUUUUAAGUGCAAAUUAAUUGCUGGAAUUUGAACAAAUACCCUGCAUAAAAAUAUUCACAAAAAGAAAUGGAAUUUGAAGACAACCAGCAAUCUCAAGCCGGAGACAAUUCGGAAAAUGGAGGUGACAGUGCCGCCGGCAGUAACAAUGAAAAAGAAAAGGAGCGCGACCGCCGUGGGCGUGGAGCUCGUGGAACACGAUUCUCCGAUGCCGAUGGCGGCAACCGGGAGCGUAGCCGGGAGAAGCGCAAUUGCCGCGUUUACAUCUCAAAUAUUCCCUACGAUUAUAGGUGGCAAGAUUUGAAAGAUCUCUUCCGUCGCAUUGUCGGCAGUGUUGAGUAUGUUGAGCUGUUUCAUGACGAGAGCGGCAAAGCCCGUGGCUGUGGCAUUGUGGAGUUUAAAGAUCCCGACAAUGUAGAAAAGGCACUCGAGAAACUGAAUCGUUAUGAAAUUAAUGGCAGAGAACUUGUGGUGAAGGAAGAUCAUGGUGAAAAUCGUGAUCAGUAUGGACGCAUAGUUCGGGAAGGAGGUCCAAUUGGUGGAGGCGGUGGUGGUGGUGGUGGCGGCGGCGGCGGUGGUGGCAACCGCAAUGAUCGCAUGGACCGCAGUUUCAACCGGAGGAACAACGACGAUGAUAGAUUAUCUGGGCGUAAUCAUAACAUUGGUAAUAUGAUGAUGUCUAACGAUUAUAAUAAUGCGUCUUACAAUUCGUAUGGUUUGUCUGCUUCGUUUUUGGAGAGUCUUGGAAUUAAUGGACCUUUGCAUAAUAAAGUUUUUGUUGCUAAUUUGGACUAUAAAGUCGAUUCGAAGAAACUUAAACAGGUGUUUAAGUUGGCCGGUAAGGUUCAAAACGUCGACUUGUCAAUGGACAAAGAGGGAAAUAGUCGUGGUUUUGCUGUGAUUGAAUAUGACCAUCCGGUAGAAGCUGUACAAGCAAUUUCGAUGCUUGAUCGUCAAAUGCUCUUCGAUCGUCGUAUGACUGUUCGCUUGGAUCGUAUUCCAGAUAAAGGAGAAGGCAUUAAAUUGCCAGAAGGUUUGGGUGGAGUUGGCAUUGGUCUUGGUCCUAAUGGUGAACCAUUGAAGGAUGUAGCACGCAAUAUACCUAGUAUAACCAAUCAAUCAAAUCAACAACAACAGCAACAACAACCCCCACAAAUGUCUUCUAACUCUGGCAAUAUGAAUCUGGGCGGUGGAAUGUUUAAUAAUUCCGUGCAACCGGCUCCUGUGGCACCAGUUUCUGUAAACAAACAACCAGUUGGUGGUAACUUAUUAGGUCCAGCUGGUGGACUGAAUCUUGGCAAUUUGUCUUCCUCAAAUUUGGCAGCUUUGACAAACGUCGUCGGUGGACUUGGCGCUGCAUUGUCAAAUCCAUUAUUAACUAGCAGUCUUUCCAACUUGGGUUUGAACCUCGGACAAGCACCUAUUACUCCAAACAAUGAAGAUUCCAUGUCCACCGCUACAGCCCUUACCAAUAACUACAGCACUGGAAAUAAUUACAGCUCUGGUUACGGUGGAUCAUCAGGUUACAAUCUGGGAGGUGGUGGUGGCGGAGGCGGCGGUGGUGUUGGAGGAAGUGGAAACUUCGAUAACUUGCGCAACGCUUACAACAGUGGAGUUGGACCGCAGGACAACAACGAUUACAAUUCAGGCUCUAACUUAGAUAUGUAUGGCGGCGGAGGUGGAAAUCAGAACCCACUAGGAGGAGGUGGUGGACGCAAAUCUGAUACCAUCGUAAUUAAAAAUAUUCCAUUAAGUUGCACGUGGCAGACAUUGCGCGAUAAAUUCCGUGAUGUUGGAGAAGUUAAAUUCGCUGAGAUCCGUGGAAAUGAUGUUGGAGUUGUGCGUUUCUUCAAAGAGCGAGAUGCUGAGUUGGCAAUUGCACUGAUGGACGGUUCAAGGAUGGAUGGCCGAACCAUUCAAGUCAGCUUUUUUUAAUUUUACCAUUAAAAACAAAAUAAAUUAAUAAUAAGAAAAAAUAUCCUUAAAAUGAUCGUAUUUUGGAAGAAAAAUUGUAGAUUUUUUUUCUUCUAUCCACAAAAAAAAAAUAACUGUUACAAAUAAUAAGAAUUGAAAAUUUUACAAA
Messenger RNA from Episyrphus balteatus (marmalade hoverfly), 2219 nucleotides. RefSeq names its product myelin expression factor 2 (gene rump). The transcript has 6 exons. Gene Ontology annotation, cellular component: nucleus; cytoplasm. The record is from RefSeq and is a predicted model, not a curated record. Gene Ontology annotation, molecular function: mRNA binding. NCBI's taxonomy places the organism in Eukaryota, Metazoa, Arthropoda, Insecta, Diptera, Syrphidae. Bases 206 to 2071 code for a protein of 621 amino acids.